Molecule: messenger RNA, 1966 nt
Organism: Schistosoma rodhaini
Lineage: Eukaryota; Metazoa; Platyhelminthes; Trematoda; Strigeidida; Schistosomatidae
Source: the annotation of a GenBank genome assembly
CUUACUCAGAAAUGAUCAGGUCUCUGAACUUGCUUUUUGACGCGAUUGUAUUUCAAAUAAUUCCCAGCUGAUAUCUGUUGUAUACUGUCCACGUAAUAUUUUGUUUUAUACAUCUGAUUAAAAAGAAAAUGAUUCCAAUAUCUGAAAGUCAACAACAAUUUGGUAACAAUAAAAGAACUUAUAACAAAAGAUGUGCUCAGCCACAAUCCAUUGAGAAUAUCAAUCCACAAAACUGGAAUAAAUCAGUAAAUAAAUGGAAUAAUCAGAAGUAUCGUAAACCUCUAGCUAAUUUAUCGAAUACAUAUACCGGGAUAGAAACUGAAUGCCCUAUUAAACUUGACAGACCUAUUAAUAAAAAAUUAAAAACAUGUUCUGCAUCAUCAUCUUAUGGAAAUACCGAUUCAAUAAAUAUAACUCGACGUAAUGAAAGAGAAAGAAAUCGUGUUAAAUUAUUAAAUAUGGGUUUUGAUCGUCUUCGAGCUGUAGUCCCAUGUCGUUCAGGUGAACAGUUAAGUAAAAUUUCAACUUUAAAAAAAGCAAUAUGGUAUAUUGAACAUUUGGAUAAAGUAUUACAUGGGCAGGAAAAUUCAUAUUCUUCAUCGUCAUCAUCACAAAUGAAUCCAUCAACAGAUUUUACCAAUGAAAAUACAACAUGUAUAAAUAAUAAGAUCAAGCAAACCAACUCAUUUAUAUCAUCAUCAUUACCAAAAUCAGCUGGACUAUUUGAAAUCAAUCGCAACGAAGCAAGAUCAGAGGCCUCCUGGUCAUCUUUCGAGAAGGUUAUGUCACCAUAUGGAAACAUAUCUAUUCAAGAAAGAAGAUCAGUAAAUCAAUUAUACCUGUCACCGAUAUUUCCGACUCAUUGGGAUCAAAAUAUUAAUACUAAUAGUCAUACUAAUAAUGUUAAUAAUAAUAAUAAUCACCACAAUGAUAUUAAGGAAAUAACAUCGACACCAAUAAUUAACUCAACUCCAUAUAACAUGAUUAAUCCUAUUGGACAAGAUGAAAGACCUGUAACACAUCUAUUAUCUAAUUCUAAUUCAUCAUUCACUGAAUUUUCAAGUGAUUCCGGUUAUGAUAGCUCUAAAUCUCAACUUAAAUUAUUAUCAAAAAUUAGUAAUCAUUAUGCCUUACCAACAUGGUAUAAUGUUGGAUAUAUGCCAACAACAUCAGUAUCAUCUUUCCCAAAUCCAUUAGUUAGUAAUUCAUCUGAUUCAACAUCUAAAAAUCAAUCAGCAUUAAACAGUGUUUCUCAUCUUCAAUGGUUAUUAAAUGAUGAUAAUUAUAUGCCUAAACUAAAUGGAACUUGAAUAUGAAGUCUAUUUAUUAAUGAUUAAGUUAAAUAAAAGGUAUUAGGACAAAUCUAAUGGGUUCACCUUACAAUUGGUUGGUUAACACAUUCAAAAAUAAUGAUUAACCUUAGAAAUACAACGACUCAUUCAAACUAGUAACAAGAUCAUUGACGAAUGAUGAUAGAUCCAUAUUCCUAGGGAUACGGACAAAUGGGAACCAAAUUAAAAAAAAAUUAAGUUAGAAAUGAUUAUCACCCCACCGCCCUCCUUCUUUUGUUUCUCAUUAUUAUCAAACAGCUUGAUUAAUGGAGAAACAUUUUAAAAAAAAACUAUUCAAUGAAAACUAAAUUAGAUUCAAUCUAUAUUUUUUUGGAUUUUAUUCUUUGAUAAGUUGUUCUCUUAUAUUUUUUCUUUCCUUCUCUUCUCCUUUUUCUUUUGUUUUAUUUUAAGUUGUUCAAUUAGGUGUUUGGCAUUAGUUUUGGUUUUUUUUGGUUUUUUUUGCGUAAAAUAAUACAUUGCCAAAAAAUAUUGAUUCAUCAAUUAUUAAGGUUGAGAAUUGACAAAAUAGGGGGGGGGUAAGAGGAGGGGAGGUGAAAAUUUGUUUUAAAAAUAUAAAGAUUUAUUAUUUAAACUUUACAAUUUUUAUUUGAAAUAAAUGAAAUGAUAUGAUAUCG